UGCGCCUCACAUUUGUUUAAAACAAAGCCUUACGAUGCAACUCCUAAUGGUGCUUCUGUGGUUCGUGCUGAACUGCAACGCGCUUGGCUAUUCCAAUAGUAAUCAGUAUGGAACAAUAACCCUGAUCAAGCCAUCGUAUGUGAACAGACCGGUGACGCUGAAGAUGGAGCCACGUGAUGAGUGGAUUGGCGGCGUCGUAUGGAAAUACAUGCAACCAGGAUCAGCCGAGUUCAAGGUCGCUAACAGUCAAAAUGACAGUAUUCAGUUCUCAGAAAAUGGAUCUUACUAUUUUACCCUCAUUAAUGCAAAGGCUAUUUAUAAUAACACGCUCUUUUACGCUGAAUGUGCCUACAACCCAUCCAUGAAAUCACAAAUAAUAGAGCUGGAUUUAGAGGUUCCACAAAACUCUGUCGUUGUCGGGCCUCAGUAUGGAGACUUUUUUAAGACAAAAUGUGUUUACGCUGAUGCUGGUAUCGACAUAUUUUGCAAGACAGACACGGGAAUAGAUCCUGUGAGUGUUAGCUUUAGUGUUGGAGGCAAGGUAUUACCACUUUUAGCUGAUGGGAAAGAGCCAGAGUUGCGCAAAUUAGACAACACCCGACUCCGCCUUAAGAAGGAAAUGGCUGGCAGUAAUUUAACCUGUAAAGUUGUAUACAGCGCCAAUAAGGCUCCAGUUGAGUUUACAGCACAUUUGUGCUAUUUAGAGUUUGGUACGGGUCCAACAUUAAUAGAACCAAGUUGUUUCUAUGGCGAUGACUCAACUGCAACUUGUGAAAUGCAUAAUAUUCGACCGGUUCAAAAGAUUGAAAUUCGUGUAAACGACAGGAUAUUAAAAGUGCAACAACAAGAUGAAUACGAUCGUUCAAAAAACACCUUCUCCAGCAAAGCAACUCUUAAAACUGCUUCUAAGGAAUGGAAUGGAACAGAAAUGUGUUGCACAUCAAGGAUUGGGAACAACAAUAUUGGAAGGUCUAUUUGCAAGCCAAUACUUAUGAGCUGUAUGCAGACUAACGAACGAAGCUCGCUUUUCGUUAGCUUCUGGCUCCCAAUUAUCGCCGGUAGUUUGGCAUUUAUCAGUAUGUCCACAAUAACGCUUAUUUGCUGUCUACGAAAAAGACGUCAACAUAACGUUUACCAGACGAGCGCCAGAGAUAAGACAAGGUCUAAUAUGAACAAACAUGAGCCAGUGUAUUCAACUAUAGAUGAUCCCAUAGACACCGCAAUUAGAAGUACCAUGACUUUUAGCCGACAGAUGAGUGCGUCUGCACAGUCAACAGGUUAUAUGACACCAAUCUCAAGAACAACCACUAGUGAGCAAAUUACGCUGACGAAUUUGAGAAAGAUCGACAGCGUACAUAUAACAACGAAUGACGAGCCACAUACUUCCGAAAUCGCUCGACAAGAUAAAGUCAAUGAUGCAGACGCACCAACGGCGAAUAAAGAAUACAUUGAUAUGUCAGGAUCAACACAUAUUACUUAAGAGUGUUCACAAAAACAUGUUAAGAUAAGGCGUAUUCAAUUGAAUACGACAAUAAGUGCUGUGGAACUCUUAACGAACAAAUAACAAAACUAGUUAUUUGUAAUUAUUGGUGAAUUAUCAAUUCAUGCUUCUUUUCUGACUUCUAUGCUGAUUAUGUGCCUCAUAUUGUUGUAUGAAGAUGGACAAAAACAUGGAACAUGUGUUUAAAACGUUUGUGAUUCGGUAAAUCUUAACGAAAUAAUAAAAUAAAUAGUUUAUUAUUAAUGUCUGAUCAGUUUAUGUUACUUUUCUGUCUUCAAAUGUUUCGUUUGUUUUCUUUUGGUAAUGUUAUAGGACGGAUUUGGUUAUUUAAAUAAAGAAAUAAAGCGCG
Mya arenaria is the source of this 1850-nucleotide messenger RNA. RefSeq lists its product as uncharacterized. Lineage: Eukaryota; Metazoa; Mollusca; Bivalvia; Myida; Myidae. The transcript has 7 exons. The record is from RefSeq and is a predicted model, not a curated record. Bases 35 to 1480 code for a protein of 481 amino acids.